Argentina anserina (silverweed cinquefoil) is the source of this 2167-nucleotide messenger RNA. RefSeq lists its product as uncharacterized. The record is from RefSeq and is a predicted model, not a curated record. Bases 79 to 1896 code for a protein of 605 amino acids. The transcript has 10 exons. Gene Ontology annotation, cellular component: Golgi apparatus; endoplasmic reticulum. Lineage: Eukaryota; Viridiplantae; Streptophyta; Magnoliopsida; Rosales; Rosaceae.
UUUCUAAUUCUUCUCCCCCAGCUUCGUUUUCUUUCUCUCAAUUUUCUCUCCCCUCCAAAAAUUCACAGCAAAAAAAUCAUGGAGGAGAAUCACGCUUCAGCUCUCGAAUCGGUCGCCAAUGGUGACCACCACGAUUUCGGCGCAGAGUACAAUUCCCACAGUAACAACAAUAACGACCACGGGUGGCAGAAGGUGACCUAUCAGAAGCGCCAGAGGAAGAACAAGGCGGCGGAUUCCGUCAACAACCACAACCGCCUCAUCCCCGGCGCCGCGAUCUCCGGCGGCGAGAGUGUUUUCCGCGGCGUCGAGAAGGACGCCGAGGAGCGAGUUCGGAGGCGCCAGGAAGCUCUGAAGGCGGCCGCCGCCGCCAAUGCCGGUGCAAUCGGCGUCGUUCCGGCGAGAUCGAAGCACCGGUCCGACGACGAGUACGGCGACGACAGCGAUGACGAGGCCGCCGCGCCGCAGGAGGCCAAGGCCGAGGAGGAGAAGAAGUCGAAGCCGAAGAAACCGAAGAAGCCUAAGGUCACCGUCGCCGAGGCGGCGGCGAAGAUCGACGCGAACGAUCUAGCGGCGGAGAUGGUGGAAUUUCCGCAAUUCGAGGAGGGUGUACAGGUGUUUAAGUUUGCCGACUUUUUCGCCCGGGCAUUUUCUGCAGUGACUUCUUCACAGUUUCCAUGGAUCAAGAUGUUCAAGGAGUCAACUGUUGCGAAGAUUGCUGAUAUACCCAUUUCCCACAUAUCUGAGGAUGUUUACAAGACAUCAAUUGACUGGAUCAGCCAGCGUUCCAUUCAGUCCCUUGAAACCCUUAUUUUAACAUCUCUAGACAGCAUUCUUGCAGACCUAGCAAGCCAGAGAGUCGGUGGAAAGGGUGCCAAGAAGGGUGUGCAGCAAGCAUCAUCCAAAUCUCAGGUUGCAGUAUUUACUGUUGUAGCCAUGGUAUUGCGAAGAAAACCUGAUGUUUUGAUCAGUAUAUUGCCGACAUUGAGGGAAAAUUCAAAGUAUCAAGGACAUGAUAAUCUUCCAGUAAUUGUAUGGAUGAUAGCUCAGGCUAGUCAAGGAGACCUGGCUGUGGGGUUGUAUGCGUGGGCACGCAAUGUAUUGCCUCUUGUUUGUGGCAAAGGUAGUAAUCCACAGUCCCGUGAUCUUGUCCUGCAGCUGGUUGAGAGACUUCUGUCUAUGCCAAAGGCUCGUACCAUUUUAGUAAAUGGUGCUGUGAGGAAGGGGGAGCGUUUGGUGCCACCUUCUGCCUUGGAGAUACUUAUGGGAGUCACCUUUCCUGCACCUUCAGCUAGAGUGAAGGCUACUGAAAGGUUUGAGGCUGUAUAUCCUACUCUAAAGGAAGUGGCUCUUGCCGGGUCACAAGGAAGCAAAGCGAUGAAACAAGUUUCACUGCAAAUAUUGAAUUUUGCUGUUAAAACUGCCGGAGAAGCAAGUACACCUGAGCUAUCCAAUGAAGCAGCUGGAAUUUUCAUAUGGUGUUUGACCCAAAAUGCUGAAUGUUUCAGGCAGUGGGACAAGGUAUAUGAAGGAAACCUAAGAGCAAGUGUCGCUGUACUUAAAAAGCUUUCUGAUCAGUGGAAAGAGCAUGCUGCAAAGUUCUCUCCUCUUGAUCCAAUGAGGGAAACCCUCAAAAGUUUUAGGCACAAGAAUGAGAAGGCAUUGGAGGGUGAGGCAGAAUCUGCUGAGCAAGAGCAGCUCGUCAAGGAUUCAGACAAGUAUUGUAAGACGUUACUGGGAAAGCUAUCACGCGGCAGUGGGUGCAAGAAAAGUGUGGUAUUUAUUGUCCUGGCUCUGGCUGUUGGUACAGCUGUGGUGUCCCCAAACAUGGAGUCUUUGGAUUGGAACAAGUUAACAGUAUUUUUCAGCUCUGAAAACCCAUUCCUUUUAGCUAAGUGAGUGAAGCAACUAGCAGCUGGUGGUGCAAAGCAUCAACUUGUUUUUCUUACAAUAUCGAGCAUGAGGAGGAAAGCGGUCUAAUUUACUUCAGAAUAAGGUGGCGAAACAUAGAACUGAUAGAAGUUUUCUUUAUACUUUUGUCCCAGUGGGACACGGAACUAGAAUUAGUUGAAGGCCAAUACUUGGUUGAAGGUUUAAUUUGGUUUGUGCCGUUUGGGCUUUUCCCCUUCUUUCUUAUAACUUUUCAUGUUUAUUAGAUCCCUUUUUAAGU